Molecule: messenger RNA, 1092 nt
Organism: Sclerotinia borealis F-4128
Lineage: Eukaryota; Fungi; Ascomycota; Leotiomycetes; Helotiales; Sclerotiniaceae
Source: the annotation of a GenBank genome assembly
AUGUCUUUACCCUCCUAUACCAAACUUCAAUCCGACCCUCCUUCAAAACCAAGUUUACCAUGGCGAUUUGGCUCGAGCCUAAUUAUGGGCGUCACCGGAGCGUUCACUCGAUUUUUCUACUAUGGGUUAAGCAAUGUAGAAGUUAUUGGGCUGAAAAGAUUCCUUACGACUUUGGACAGCCGGCAGAAUCCUGAAGAUAGAGAAAGAGGUUUAAUUACCGUCUCGAAUCAUGUCAGCGUUUUGGAUGAUCCUCUGAUGAUACUCUCCUCAUUCUUUACCUUGGGCCAAGUUCUACCCACACACAGAAGCGCAUAUUCCGAGGAUGGCGGACUCUUUCAGCCAACGAUUGCGGAAGCCAUACGAAUGUUAUCCGCACAGCCUUUCUCUACCCGUUACGAACCACCGACACAAAAGCCAAAGAAGAAGAUAUCUAUGCGGCCAAAAGAUCCAGAUAUCAUCGACCCCUUCACUUCCGGCGACCUCACGUACUCAACAAAUGGCACAGAUGUCUUUCCCGCUCCCUCCGCAUACACCUCACGAAAACAUAGUUGGAUACACAUAUUCCCAGAAGGACGAGUGCACCAACAUCCGAACAAAACCCUACGCUAUUUUAAAUGGGGAGUAUCCAGGCUUAUCCUCGAAAGUGAACCUCUACCCGAGAUCGUCCCUAUUUUUAUUGACGGCAAUCAAGACAUUAUGCACGAAUCACGAAAAUUCCCACGCUUUCUCCCUCGAACCGGCAAGAAAGUGCGCAUUGCAUUUGGAGAAUCAAUCGACGGAGAACGCAUAUUUGGAGACUUGCGAGCACGGUGGCAGAAACUAGUUCGAUUACAGAAGGAUGCGUUAGCAAGGAAGGGACUAGAUGACAACAUGGACAUGGGUGAACUUACAGAAGGUCUUAAAUACUACAAGGAAGCAGUGGCGUUACGUGAAGAAGUCACGGCUAGAGUUAGACAGGAAGUGCUUAAAGUAAGAAGGAGCCUCGGGUACGAAGACGAGGAUCCUAAGCAGGGAUUGGUUCAAACUUGGAUCAAAGAAGGAAGGAGCGAUGGCAAGCAGAAGAUGGAUGGUAGUUGGGUUGGGGACACAUGA